Molecule: messenger RNA, 858 nt
Organism: Oryctolagus cuniculus (rabbit)
Lineage: Eukaryota; Metazoa; Chordata; Mammalia; Lagomorpha; Leporidae
Gene: SCP2D1
Product: SCP2 sterol binding domain containing 1
Cellular component (GO): cytosol
Source: RefSeq, a predicted model, not a curated record
AAUCUGGCCACAGCUGCUCCCAAGCCAGACGGCAAGGUCAAGAGGACCAGCACAGUAAGAUGUGGAAGAGAAUUGACCAUCAACCCAAGAUCAAAGCAGGGGAUGGAGCGCAGGCAGGCCGGGUCAAGGCUGUGGGUUCAGCUCGCAAGCCUGCCACGGCGCACCCUCCAGAGCUGUCAGAAUUCCAGAGCUUCUCGGUGUGCGAGGACAUUAGCCGUCACAUCAAGGAAGUGGGGGCCCAGCUGGUGAAGAAGGUCAAUGCCAUCUUUCAGCUGGACAUCACCAAACACGGGAAGACGGUUCUGCAGUGGACCAUUGACCUGAAGAACGGGCCUGGGGACAUGUAUCCCGGGCCUGCCAGGCUUCCCGUAGACACGGUCUUCACAAUCCCAGAGCCUGUCUUUAUGGAGUUAGUUUUGGGCAAAAUGAACCCGCAGAAGGCUUUCCUGGCUGGCAAGUUCAAAGUGAGCGGCAAAGUUCUGCUUGGCCAGAAGCUGGAGAGAGUUUUCAAAGACUGGGCUAAAUUUUAAGCCUGCAAAUAAAAUGAAACAAACCAAACCACCAAGGAAACGACCAAGCCUCUCCGGUGAUAAUGCCGAGCGGAAAAAAAAAUCAUGCUUAAAUUGAAGAUUAAAGUACAAAGUAUUCCAUAUUUUUACUCAAAUUCUUCCUAUUCAAGUCUGAUGACUUUUUCUGCUGCUGUGUACUUCUCAGUGAGGGUUCUGGAGCAGUAAAGCAUUUGGAGUGGAUCACCUCUACGCCCUUUGUCUUUUUCUUUUCUUAGCUCCAUGUAUGCUGCGAUAUGCCAGAGCGAACGACGCGGUGGAGACAUGGCUGAUCAUGCUUGUGAAAUUUAAA